Molecule: messenger RNA, 5570 nt
Organism: Drosophila subobscura
Lineage: Eukaryota; Metazoa; Arthropoda; Insecta; Diptera; Drosophilidae
Gene: chb
Product: CLIP-associating protein
Exons: 2
Coding region: 738-5258 (1506 amino acids)
Biological process (GO): mitotic spindle assembly
Cellular component (GO): microtubule organizing center; spindle microtubule; mitotic spindle
Molecular function (GO): microtubule binding
Source: RefSeq, a predicted model, not a curated record
CCAUCGCUAGAAUUAAUUUUUUUCGCAAGCAACGGGCUGGCAAAUUUGUUAAAAUUAAGUAAAAAGUGUAUAACCAUUAAACGAGCAGUGUCAAAAACAAUACCAAAUGCCAAUACGCAACGAAAUGUGAUGUUUGCUGAGCUCAGCAGACGCUCAGCGACCGAGAAACCAGUGCGAAACUCCUGACCCCAGAGCGCGUCACCGAGAAAAAAGUUCAUCAAAGCAGAGAGGGCGCAGAGCCAGCAGAAGCAGAAGCAGGCGCAGCGCUGCUGAAGACGUUGGAAUUUGUGGUGUUGUUGCUGUGGAAGCCGAUGCUCAGUCGACGCCGACGCCGACGUGCAGCAAUAACGGUAGAGACCCAACAACAAAUGACAAAGUGAAACUGACUGCGCUGUACCAACAACAACGCGUGAACGAAGAGAAGAGCAAAACUGUGAUCUCUCGGCUAGUUGAGGGGGGCAAUUGUUCAAUUGGCUGUGCUUGAAAAAUAAAUUUAGUCUACUUAAAACGCGUAUUUGCGGGCAUUGCGAAUCGUUUGUUUGGCCAGCGACUGGAAAAUCAAUUCUUCAAAUUGCCUUUGGGGGCCAUCAAGCAGCAGUUGUUUGUUUGCUAGGCCCAACCCAAAAACAAUAUUCAAGAGCGGAGCGAAGACGACAAGAAGAAGAAGAAGCAGCAGCAGCGCAGUCAACGCAGCCGGAUUUGCAAAUAAUAGAGGUACUGUUUAAAAAAACGUAAAGAUGGCCUACCGCAAGCCGAGCGAUCUGGACGGAUUCAUCCAGCUGAUGCCGAAGGCGGAUAUGCGGGUGAAGGUGCAGCUGGCGGAGGAUCUGGUCACAUUCCUGAGCGACGACACAAACUCAAUUGUGUGCACAGACAUGGGCUUCCUCAUCGACGGCUUGAUGCCGUGGCUGACGGGCAGCCACUUUAAGAUAGCACAAAAAUCGCUGGAGGCCUUCUCGGAGCUGAUCAAGCGGCUGGGCAGCGACUUUAAUGCAUACACUGCGACCGUGCUGCCACAUGUGAUCGAUCGCCUUGGCGACAGUCGGGACACGGUGCGCGAGAAGGCCCAGCUAUUGUUGCGUGAUCUGAUGGAGCACAAAGUGCAGUCGCCCCAAGGGUUGAUCGACAAACUGGCCGUCAGUUGCUUUAAGCACAAGAACGCAAAGGUUCGCGAGGAGUUCCUGCAGACGAUAGUGAAUGCCCUGCACGAGUACGGCACACAGCAGCUGAGUGUUCGCACCUACAUACCGCCCGUAUGCGCCCUGCUCGGCGAUCCCACGGUGAACGUGCGGGAAUCGGCCAUACAAACGCUGGUGGAGAUCUACAAGCAUGUGGGAGACCGCCUGCGGCCGGACCUGCGCAAAAUGGAGGAUAUGCCAGCCGCCAAGCUGGCUCUGCUCGAGCAGAAGUUCGAUCAGGCCAAGCAGGAGGGUCUGCUGAUGCCCUCCGCAGUGAAGAACGGCAAUGGCAAUGGCAAUGGCGUGGGACUCGACGAGGCCGACUACAGAGAGACGCCAAAGGAGAGGCCUCCCACCAGGAUAGUGAAGCGGCAGCUCUAUUCUGCCGCCGUCUCCAGCCUGAGACAAAAGCCGAGCGGACCGGCCGAUGCCGGAGAUGCGGGAGCUGUCACGAUGGAAAUCUUCGAGGCUAGCUUUGAGGUGGUGCCUCAACUGACGAUCUUCCACGCCAAGGAUAUGGAUGAUGCGUAUAAGCAGAUACUGGUGGUCAUCAGCGACAAGAACUGCGACUGGGAGAAGCGCGUCGAUGCGCUGAAGAAGAUUCGCGCCCUGCUGCUGAUGAACUACCACGCCCAGCCGCAGUUUGUGGCUGUUCAGCUGAAGGAGCUGGCCCUGGGCUUUCUGGACAUUGUCAAGGAGGAGCUGCGCUCGCAGGUCAUACGCGAGGCGUGCAUUACCAUUGCCUACAUGUCGAAGACGUUGCGGAACAAGCUGGACGGCUUCUGCUGGAGCAUAUUGGAGCAGCUCAUCAAUCUGAUACAGAACAGUGCCAAGGUCAUUGCCUCGGCCUCGACGCUGGCCCUCAAGUACAUCAUCAAGUACACGCACUCGCCAAAGCUGCUAAAGAUCUACACGGAAACGUUGCAGCAGUCCAAGUCGAAGGACAUCAGAUCCUCUCUCUGCGAGCUGAUGGUCUUACUCUUCGAGGAGUGGCAAACGAAGGCACUUGAGCGGCAUGCAACCGUCUUGCGGGAUGUCCUGAAGAAGAGCCUUGGGGAUGCAGACAGCGAGGCACGUAGGCAUUCCAGGCGAGCCUACUGGGCCUAUCGGCGGCAUUUCCCCGACCUGGCCGAUCAGAUCUACGGCAACCUGGACAUUGCCGCCCAGCGGGCCUUGGAAAGAGAGCGCGGUGAUAGUGGCAGCGGCGGCCUAGCCGGCUUAGCUCCACCUCCAUUGGAAACACGACGAACGGUGUCGCGCCUCGGACGAACUCCGGGCGCACUGCAGAAGCCAACGCCCAGCAUGCGAUCCAUCUCUGCGGUGGACACUGCGGCAGCACAGCGAGCCAAGGCACGGGCACAGUACACGCUCUACACGCGACAGAAGAAGCCAGUGGGGGCAACGAACUCGACCAAUUCCACCCAAUCGCAGGGGGGUUUUGGAGGGGCGAGCAGUGGAUCCCUGCCACGACCUCGCCUGAACUCGAAUAGUCACAGCCACACAGUGGUAACGCCAGGCACGAUUACUCCACGCACCCGGGGACGCGCAGGAGUAUCGCAAUCGCAGCCUGGAUCCCGGUCCACCUCGCCCAGCACUAAGCUGCGCGACCAAUUCGGUGGCGUGGGCAGUUACUACCGCGGGGCGACUGGGGCCAUACCCAAGAAGGCAUCCGGGAUACCCAGGAGCACGGCCAGCUCCAGGGAAACGAGUCCCACACGGCUGGUUGGCGGCAGUGGCGGCGGCCUAAUGAAGCGCAGCAUGUACUCCACAGGAGCGGGCGCACGACGCACGCCAGAGCGGAACAAUCCUGUGCGACCCUCGGCAGCGGCACGACUGCUGGCCCAAUCCCGCGAGGCGGAGCAUACGCUAGGCGUGGGCGGAGUCGACGGCAGUGAGGGGCAGUCGGACUUUGUCUCUGGAGACUACAUGCGGAGCGGCGGCAUGCGCAUGGGCAGAAAACUGAUGGGACGCGACGAGUGUGCGGACGAUAUUGAUUCGGAGGCCAGUUCUGUGUGCUCCGAGCGAUCGUUCGACUCCAGCUACACGAGGGGCAACAAGUCGAACUAUUCACUGAGUGGAUCGCACACCCGCCUGGACUGGAGCGCACAGAGGGCACCGCUGGACGACAUUGAGACGAUCAUCCAGUACUGCGCAUCCACCCACUGGUCGGAGAGGAAGGACGGCCUAAUCAGCCUCACGCAGUAUCUGGCCGAUGGCAAGGAGCUCUCGCAACAGCAGCUGCAGUGUGUCCUCGACAUGUUCCGCAAGAUGUUCAUGGACACCCACACGAAGGUGUACUCCCUGUUCCUCGACACUGUCACAGAGCUGAUUCUCGUGCAUGCCCACGAGCUGCACGAUUGGCUGUUCAUUCUGCUCACGCGACUGUUCAACAAGCUCGGCACGGACCUGCUCAAUUCGAUGCACAGCAAAAUAUGGAAGACCCUGCAGGUGGUGCACGAGUAUUUCCCCACGCAGCUGCAGCUGAAGGAGCUGUUCCGCAUCAUCUCGGACUCCACGCAAACACCGACAACCAAGACACGCAUUGCCAUUCUAAAGUUCCUCACGGAUCUGGCCAAUACCUACGGCAAGAGCAGCGACUUCCCCAGCGACCAAAGCCUAGCCUGCGAGCGGACAGUCCUGAAGCUGGCACAACUGACGGCGGACCAGAAGUCCAUCGAGCUGCGCUCCCAGGCCAGGUGCUGCCUGGUGGCCCUCUACCAUCUGAACACUCCGGAGAUGACAAAGCUGCUGGCCAAUCUGCCCAAGGGAUACCAGGACUCGGCUCGCUCCUGCAUUCAGUCACACAUGCGGCGUCAGAGCAGCGUCAAUUCUGGGGCCAAUUCCCCCAACAGCUCGCCCCUGAGCAGCAGCAGUCCAAAGCCUCUGCAGAGCCCCUCCGUCGGGCCAUUCGCCUCGCUCCAGAGCCAUCAACUCAACAUGAGCUCAACUAGUCCCCGCAGUCGGCAGUCAUCGGUGGAGCAGGAGCUGCUCUACUCCUCGGAGCUGGAGGUGCAGCACAAUAUCCAAAAGACGUCCGAGGAGAUCCGCCACUGCUUCGGCGGCCAGUACCACUCGCUGGCGCCCAAUGGCUUCAACGGACAUCUGCAGUAUCACGAGCAGGCGCAGCAGGACUCGUGUGCCUCCCUGUCUUCCAACUCCAAGACGCAAUCGUCGGCCAAUACCACGCAAUCGAACACCCCAGAGUCGGCCACAAUGCGGCUGGACCAGCUGGACAGGGGCGUCAUGACACAAUCGACGAUGGCCAAGUCCCCGCAGCCCACGGGAGAUGCCAACAUGUUGGUCUCCAUCAGCAGGGCCGACAACGGCGAGCUGAUCCUGCCCGGCGAUAUGCUGGAGAGCGAGGUGAUGUCCGUGGCUCUGACACUCACUAAGGACCAGCCGGUGGAGCAGCUGCAGACGUCGCUGGCCAAUUUGGGGAUCUGCAUCAAGGGCGGCAACUGUGAGCUACCGAAUAAGCACUUCAGAUCGAUUAUGCGGAUGCUGCUCAACAUUCUGGAGGCGGAGCACACGGAUGUGGUUAUCGCUGGCCUGCAUGUGCUCAGCAAGAUCAUGCGCAGCAACAAGAUGCGCCACAACUGGAUGCACUUCCUCGAGCUGAUACUCCUGAAGAUCAUCCAGUGCUAUCAGCACAGCAAGGAGGCAAUGCGGGAGAUCGAUGCCAUGAUUGUACGUAUUGCCCCGUGCCUGCCGCUCGAUUUGUCAAUCAACAUUGUGAAUCCGGUGAUUGCCACGGGCGAGUUUCCUACCAACCUGUGCGCCAUUAAGAUCCUGCUGGAGGUGACCGAGCACCAUGGCGUGGAGAUCACGGACACCCAUCUGGACAAUGUGUUCCCCAACUUGGCGCGAUCCACGGACGACCAGGAGUCCAUGGUGCGCAAAGCGGCUGUCUUCUGCAUCGUCAAGCUGUACAUUGUGCUCGGCGAGGACAAGGUGAAGCCGAAGCUGUCGGCGCUGAACCCGAGCAAGCGGCGGCUGCUCAACGUCUACAUUGAGAAGCAGCGAAAUUCAAGCGGCGGCGGCAGCUCCACCAAGAACUCCUCGGCUGCCUCAUCCUCAUGAUUGCGGGCACACUCGCCGGCACGGCACCACAAAGACACUGACGCCACGCCGUCUCUUAGCAUACGCAAGCAGUGAAGGACGAGGGAAUGAUUUAAUGAUAUAUAACUAAUGAUAUAACUAAUUAUUUAUAACUCUAAUUCUUACUGAUGGAUGAAGAUGAUACGCGUAUAUGUAUUGUGAAAGAGAGAGAAAGAGAGAGCAACAAAUCCCCUUCUAAAGUGUCGACAGAUCAAACUAAUUAUAUUAUAUAAUGAACGAUCGAUCAACCCCCAAGUGUACUAAACAAACAAAAAACGAUAAAAAACAAAACAA